AUGAGAGUCUCCAAAAAAUCAUCAAACAAAUUUCGGAAAUCAUCAUCCAAUGUAGAUUCUGAAUCACUUGCUUUUUACUGGGAAAAGUAUUGGAAAGUAAAACUUGUGGAAGAAAGACAAGCAAAAUUUCAAGUAGAGGAAUGGUGUGCCUUGCAUUUGAAAACUAGUAUUUUGAAAUGCUCGGAUCAUGUUGAUGAUACAACAAAGGCUCAUCAUCACGAUUUAAAUAAUAUUUUAGAAAUUUGUAAAUAUUGGAUCCUUCAUGAUUGCUUGCAAGAAUAUAUUGAAUAUAUACAGGAGUGCAAUUUUAAAUUUAUUAGAGAUAUUUGCUUUGGAGAGUAUUGGGAUUUAAUGUUAAAUGAAUAUGUCAAGUAUCGAUGGAUUGAAGAAGUUUUUGAACGAGAAUCAUUGAAUAGAACAAGCACAACAAAAGGAGAAUCAGAGGCACAACAAGAGAAUUUACUCAUUAACAAAUCAGUGUUGGAAUCUGUUAAGAAGAAUAACUCAAUUUCAGACAUUGAAUUUGAUCAAAGCAAGAAAAUUAAAAACUAUUAUGCAAAAUCUAUCCAUAGAAAUUAUAUUCAAGAGUUAUUACAGGAUCAACAUUUAGAGGCUCCCGUUCAAAAUGAUUUGCUAAAUUUGUGGCAAGCUUUUCCCGAUAUCUAUAUUAUUGAUACUGCAAAUAAUUUCAUCAAAAAUCAACAACAAUUACUUAAAGUUUUACUCUACAGAACUCUUCUAUACGUGACAAGCAAUUAUGGAGGUGUUCCAACAGAAUAUGUGGAGAAUACCAACAAACAAGCAGAGGAAGCCUUAAAGAAAAGACUUGAUUUAAACAGACUUAUAGAAAAACUUUGCACUUACAUUAGAAACUUUCAAAAACAAACACACUCCAUUGACCUCACUUCGUUCUUGUGGAAGGGCACUUCUGAAGAGCAAGCGUUUCAACAUGAAAAAGAAAAUUAUUUUUCAAAAGUCAGAUAUUCAACUUUAGAGAAUUGCAACAUUGAUGAAGUCCAAACUAUGGAUGAGGAAGAAAUCAAACAACAAUUUCUUGAAAAGGUUCAAACAAUGUAUAGAAACAUUCUAGAAAAUGAUCCUCAAAUUAAGGAAAUGAGGAAAAAACCGCUCCUCUCUCAUGGAGAAUUCAACCCAAAAUUGAUUGAAAAAUUCAAGUAUAAGACCGAGUUCUACAACAUUUAUUUUCGUGUGAUUUACUCUGAGUUUGUUCCGUUAAUCGAAAAGAAAAAUUUGAACUCACUGUUAAUUCUCAUGAAUGGUUGUGAAAAGAAAUUCACACAACUCAUAACAUCAUUUAUUGAAUCUAUCAAAGAAGCUCCACUCAUACUUAGCUUAUUGAACAAGUUAAAACAAGAUAGAAAGCUCAUCAAAUUUCUCACUCACUUGACCACGAUUGAUCAGUUCCGUAAAGAAAUAACUGAUAUUGUUUCUUCAUUUGACUUGCAUCAAUAUCCCACAUUUAAUGACAUAUUCCAACGAGUGAAAACAAGCAUGGAUGCAUAUAUUUAUUUACAUAAUCAAAAUAUCUACAAGAACCUCCUUAUUGACAAUAUUUUGGAUCAGAAGUACGAUCCACUCGUGCCAUGGGCUAAUAUCGAGAAUGAAGAAACAAACCAAGAACAAUUCACAACUAAUCCUGUCCAUUCCAAACUCUACGCCAUUUUCAAAAUUUUCAAAGAUCCCAUGACAUGA
Messenger RNA from Naegleria fowleri, 1713 nucleotides. RefSeq lists its product as uncharacterized. The coding region runs from base 1 to 1713 and encodes 570 amino acids. The transcript is spliced from 3 exons. Lineage: Eukaryota; Heterolobosea; Eutetramitea; Acrasida; Naegleriidae. The record is from RefSeq and is a predicted model, not a curated record.